Molecule: messenger RNA, 1861 nt
Organism: Trifolium pratense (red clover)
Lineage: Eukaryota; Viridiplantae; Streptophyta; Magnoliopsida; Fabales; Fabaceae
Product: protein DETOXIFICATION 33
Exons: 9
Coding region: 102-1565 (487 amino acids)
Biological process (GO): xenobiotic detoxification by transmembrane export across the plasma membrane
Cellular component (GO): membrane
Molecular function (GO): antiporter activity; xenobiotic transmembrane transporter activity
Source: RefSeq, a predicted model, not a curated record
UCAAAGCCCAUUUGACUAUAUAAUAUAAAUAAAUCUAGAGCAACACUUUCCUAAUAUUCAAAGUUUAUUUGAAAUUCAAAAAGUGUGAUAUAUAAUUAACCAUGGCCACUGACACUCCUCUAUUAGACAACACUAACAACAACUCUUCUAGUGUUGUUGAAAAUGAAGAAGAGAAGCCACUGAAAAUUGUUCACAAAUUUGGUGUUGAGUCAAAGAAGAUAUGGAAAAUAGCAGGUCCAGCAAUCUUAACUGCUUUAUCUCAAUUCUCACUUGGUGCACUUACUUCUACAUUUCUUGGUCAUGUCGGUGAGCUUCAACUUGCUGCUUUUUCUGUUGAAAACUCUGUUAUUGCUGGGUUUGCCUUUGGUUUCUUGUUGGGUAUGGGAAGUGCCUUGGAGACACUAUGUGGGCAAGCAUUUGGUGCUGGUCAUAUAAGGAUGAUGGGAGUUUACAUGCAAAGAUCAUGGAUUAUCUUGUUGACUGCUGCCCUUUUAAUGUCACCUUUUUAUAUUUGGGCAACUCCCCUCUUGAAGCUCGUUGGACAGACCGAUGAGGUCGCAGAGGCUGCUGGCACAUUGGCUCGAUGGAUGAUACCACAAUUAUUUGCAUAUGCUUUGAAUUUUCCAAUUCAAAAGUUCUUACAAGCACAAAGGAAAGUCCUUGUGAUGUUAUGGAUAUCAGCAUCAGCUUUGGUUUUCCAUGUAAUUAUUAGUUGGCUUCUAAUAUUUAAACUUGGAUGGGGCUUAGCUGGAGCUGCAAUUUCUCUUAACACAUCAUGGUGGCUUAUUAUCAUUGCUCAACUUAUGUACAUUUUCAUCACUAAAUCAGAUGGUGCUUGGAAUGGAUUCUCAAUGCUAGCAUUUGCUGAUUUGUUUAAUUUUGUCAAACUUUCUUUAGCAUCAGCUGUUAUGUUGUGCUUGGAGUUUUGGUACUUGAUGAUAUUGGUGGUGAUAACAGGACAUUUAAAAAACCCUCUAGUACCUUUGGAUUCCAUAUCUAUUUGUAUGACCAUAAAUGGUUGGGAUAUCAUGAUUGCUCUAGGGUUUAAUGCUGCAAUAAGUGUGAGAGUAUCAAAUGAACUUGGAGCAGGUGAUUUUAAGGCUGCAAAAUUCUCAGUGAUAGUGGUUUCCUUGACAUCAAUAUUCAUAGGUGUUGUUGCCAUGAUCAUAGUACUAUCAACAAGAGAUUUCUUUCCUCAAUUGUUUACCUCAAGUGAUGCUGUUGCCGAGGAAACAACUAAACUUGCUGUCUUGCUUGGUUUCACUGUUCUUCUAAACAGCCUUCAACCAGUCUUGUCUGGUGUUGCUGUUGGAGCUGGUUGGCAAUCUCUUGUAGCAUACAUCAAUCUUGGAUGCUAUUAUAUUGUUGGAGUACCAGCAGGGAUAUUGUUGGGUAUCACAUUUGGUUUUGGAGCAGAGGGUAUUUGGUCGGGUCUAAUUGGAGGCAUAGCAAUGCAGACUAUAAUCCUUAUAAUUGUCACUUCAGUCACCAAUUGGAAAAAAGAGGCUGAUGAAGCAGAAAGCCGUGUGAAGAAGUGGGGAGGAGCAAAUGCAUAUGAAAAUUGAAUUCUAUUUUAGAUUGAAUGAACAAUGGAGGCAUGAAAUGCAUUGCACAACUUCCUUGUCAAGUCACACAUUAGGAUUAUUGAGCUGUACUGAAGAUAUAUUAUUACAUUGGAAAAUCUUUGAAAUCUAGCAUAGUUUCUUUCUAUUAUGGAUUAGCUUAACCAGUAUUGUUUCAAAAAAUUGUUUAAUCAAUCAUGUGUAUGUACUUAUAAUUUUUUUCAAUCACAAUGAUGUUUUCUCUUAUUAUUAAAAAAAUGAUGUUGUCUUGUAUAAUUUUUAUAAAAAUAUUUACUUCU